Salvia hispanica is the source of this 564-nucleotide messenger RNA. Its product is annotated as thioredoxin H-type 1-like. Lineage: Eukaryota; Viridiplantae; Streptophyta; Magnoliopsida; Lamiales; Lamiaceae. The record is from RefSeq and is a predicted model, not a curated record.
UCCCUGCUUACACCAAACGCAUUGUUUUACUUUUACCAUUACAUUUGAGAAAGAAUUUAGAGAGAAAAUGGCUUCCAUUGAAGAGGGACAGGUGAUUGGCUGCCACUCCGUCGACGAGUGGAAGGACCUUUUCCAGAAGGGCGCCGACUCCAAGAAACUGGUGGUGGUGGAUUUCACGGCUUCAUGGUGCGGGCCGUGUCGCUUCAUUGCUCCGAUUCUGGCGGAGAUAGCCAAGAAGACGCCCCAUGUUAUAUUCUUGAAGGUGGAUGUUGAUGAGCUGAAGAGUGUGUCUCAGGAGCACAACAUCGAGGCGAUGCCAUCGUUUUUGUUCUUCAAGGAGGGGAAGGAGAUUGACAGGGUUGUGGGUGCUAGGAAGGAGGAUCUUGCAGCUAAGAUUGCCCAACAUGGUGCUCCUCUUACUGCCUCUGCUUGAUCACCAUCAUUGUAUCUAGUUUUAUGUUGUUGCGCUCAAAGCUUGUAAUAAUUGACUCUUGCGUGUGUCAUGGAUGUAUGCUCUGUUUUUUAUGAAUCUUUCAUGAUAAUGUAACAGACUAUCUUGUCUUU